Messenger RNA from Melampsora larici-populina 98AG31, 1329 nucleotides. RefSeq lists its product as uncharacterized. The transcript is spliced from 6 exons. Lineage: Eukaryota; Fungi; Basidiomycota; Pucciniomycetes; Pucciniales; Melampsoraceae. The coding region runs from base 1 to 1329 and encodes 442 amino acids. The record is from RefSeq and is a predicted model, not a curated record.
AUGAUCUCGAUGACGACAUCGACGACCCUUUCACUCUGCCUCCACCGCUGUCUCCUCACCCCGAUCUGGAGCAAACUCAACCUUCCACCAGGAAAGCUGCCCUCAUACAAAAUCCAAGAAGAAGCUGCAAAGGAUUGGCCCAAAACUCGAAUCUCAAACUACACUUGGGGUAAGGAGCUUGGUAAUGUGGUACCUCCGAAAAUCUUGGACGAGUUGAGAGCUAUUCAAAAGCUUUAUCAUCAUCCCAAGUUAAUGCUGGCGAUGAUGGGAAAUGUCUCUAUAUUUACUGUCAACAAAGCAAUCGGGGAGCUUGACAAGAAACGAAAACAGGAUGGCUUUCAUUUAUGGUUGAGCUAUGGUAUUGAUGCUCUGAAGUAUAAAACAGAGAUUGGUGCACUUGGUCAGCGAAAUAAAGACCUAGCAAAAAUGUGGAAGGCUUACCCAGUCGAGCGGCCGGCAGUUUUUGAUCCUUCUAUAUUCUACGACUUAUCAGGCCUACCUCGACCUCCACCGAAAUCUGGAGACCAAGCUGAUGGUGAUGAAGACAAAUUGAGUAGCAGCUUAACUCCUGAGGAAAGAGAAGAAAUGCAGAGUUUAUAUGACGAGAUGGUAUGUGUUGAAAAAGUGGCAAGUGUUUAUGCCAAAGUGGCUGCUGGGAAUCCAACGGGUGAUUUGCUUCCUGAAUUCAAUCGAAAGUCACUCAAACGUGUUAACCAGUUACAUGACCAAAUCCACAACGAGUCCAACAAUAUGCAAUUUGUGUACUAUUUUCUUGCAGCUGGUACUCACGCGGCCUCCGAUGGAAAAUCAGCAGAACCGGCAUGGUGCCGGGAAUACACCUCUCACGAUGAAAUGGCCGACUACGCCAAGGAUAAGGCUAAUUUCCCUGAAAUAUUUGCAACUCAUGUGCAAGGCCUAUUGAUUAGUGAGGUGGUUUCAAGACAUAAUGGAAAAAAUAGCAAGGCUGUCCCAAAGACAAUCACACCUACUGACUGUGUCAAGGGAGAAUUAUCUGCUUCUUUGCGUGCGGAACUGAAACGGUUGCUCAAUGCCAGUCCUACUAAAGGAUUCCCUCGUGGGCCGAACCCUCACAAUCUUCUCAAAAAAAGGUAUCCAAACUUCAGGAUUGUUCAGCAUCCUGGGUCAAAGCUUACACCUGGAGUAUUGAAUUUAGGCUUCAGGGGUAUGAACAGCAAAAGAGAUCUUUGGCUUGAUGAUAUGAAUAAUGGUAAAUUUGUGUUACAGAAAGUGUCUGAUGAGAAAAUCGAAGAAGAUAAGGAUAGUGGAGCGGAUAGUGAAGAGGAGUGGGGUGGAUUGGGUGAUUUCUAA